AUGACUCUAACAAGUGCUAAGGGCAUCGAGCUUAUGUUCCGCACUGUAAGAUUAUUCAGCACAAAAAGGAUGGCUGCGGCACCGGCCAAGCCGCUGAUUGCUAUCGUGGGCGCGACGGGGACUGGGAAGUCAGAGUUGGCUGUUGAAAUAGCAAAGAAGUACAAUGGCGAAAUCAUCAAUGGCGAUGCGAUGCAGUUAUAUCAGGGCUUGCCUAUCAUCACAAACAAGAUAACGACAGAUGAAAGAAAAGGGUUACCCCAUCACCUCCUUGGCUGCAUUGGCCUGGAAGAAGAGUCUUGGACCGUGAGCAAGUUUGUCAAGGAAGCUGUGCAGACAAUUGAGGAUAUUCAUGGCCGUGGCAAGCUUCCUAUUCUCGUUGGCGGGACGCAUUACUACACCCAAUCCCUCCUCUUCAAGGAUGCAAUUUUAGAAAAGCAAGAAACCGAAUACAUCGAUUCUUCAAAUCACUCUUUCGCAAUCCUUGAUGAGCCUACUGAAGUCAUUCUGGAAAAGCUGAAGGAAGUGGACCCUGUGAUGGCAGAUCGAUGGCAUCCUAACGAAAGACGUAAAAUCCAGCGAUCUCUCGAAAUUUAUCUGAAAUCUGGAAAACCGGCCUCUCAAAUGUAUGACGAAAGGCGGCUCAAGCGGGAGCUGUCCCCAAACUCGGGAGAGGCUCAAGAACACACUACGGGAUUCCGCUUUCCUACACUUGUACUGUGGGUACACGCUGACAGAGGCGCGUUGAACGCCCGGUUAGAAUCUCGUGUUGACAAGAUGAUUGAAAGAGGAUUGUUGGAUGAAGUCAAAACACUUUCCGAAUUCAAAGUGUUGCACGAGAGCAGAGCUAAAGCAACUAUCGAUCAAAGUCGCGGCAUUUGGGUGUCGAUUGGAUAUAAAGAAUUUUUAGACUACCAGGCUGCCUUGAACGAUCCUUCUAUCACAGCAAAGGAACGUGAGGGCUUAAAGUCUAUAGCUAUUGAAAGAACUCAAGCUGCAACACGACAAUACGCCAAACGUCAAAUUCGAUGGAUCCAGAUCAAGCUACUUAAUGCUUUAAUAGGUGUCGACCAGCAGAAAAACACUUUCUUGAUGGACGGAAGCGACGUUGCCAAAUGGGAUGAAACAGUAGCGCAACCAGCACUGGGCAUUACAGAAGAUUUCUUAACUGGAAAGCCUUUACCAAACCCAGCGGAACUAUCACAGGCUGCCCGCGAAAUGCUGACGCCUAGACGGAACUACGACCUCUCGCAACGGCCGGAUCUGUGGCAAAAAAGAACAUGCGAAGCUUGUGGGACCGUUCUGGUCAACGAGAAUGACUGGAACUUGCACAUCAAGAGUCGUACACAUCGGCGAGCCACAAGUGCGAAGAAAAAGCUGGAGAGUGGUUCUACGGACGCGAAGAGGAAGGAAAAAUCUGAACAGGAGGAUAUGAUUGAUGUUCUCACAAGCUCAUUUGAUCCUUUUGACGAACCCGUGGUCGGCGAAAAGGCGGAAGAAAUUUCGAAAGAACAGCCCCAUUCUCCUGGAUCAAAGCACUACGAAGAUCACUGA
Periconia digitata is the source of this 1551-nucleotide messenger RNA. Lineage: Eukaryota; Fungi; Ascomycota; Dothideomycetes; Pleosporales; Periconiaceae. The record is from the annotation of a GenBank genome assembly.